Molecule: messenger RNA, 501 nt
Organism: Zingiber officinale
Lineage: Eukaryota; Viridiplantae; Streptophyta; Magnoliopsida; Zingiberales; Zingiberaceae
Product: HMG1/2-like protein
Exons: 6
Coding region: 1-501 (166 amino acids)
Source: RefSeq, a predicted model, not a curated record
AUGGAUAAGCUUCGCUUCGCCCGCAGCCUAUCCGCCCGAGGGUGUCUCCAAGCCCAUGGAGGGCACCCUCCAUCUAGCGUCCAGGGCGCUCUCAAGCUCUAUGAAGGGCGCCUGAUGCUUUUGGUGAAGAAGGGACCGGAACGAGCGGCGAAGAAGCCAAGGAAGUCCAAAGUUGGCAAGGAUCCCAACAUGCCCAAGAGGCCUCAGAGUGCCUUCUUCGUCUUCAUGUUGCUAGCUGGAGGAGACAAGUGGAAAUCUUUGACGGAAGAAGAGAAAGCUCCAUACAUAGCUAAAGCAGCAAAGCUCAAAGCCGAUUACACCAAAACCAUGGCUGCCUACAAUAAAGGUCAGUCUGGUGGAGGAGAAGGAAGUCGUGCUACUGCCACAGAUGAAGAAGAAGAAGAAGAAGAAGAAGGCGAGGAAUCCGACAAGUCAAAAUCUGAGGUGAAUGAUGACGAUGAGGAUGAUGAAGAAGAAGAGGAUGAAGAGGAUGAUGAAUAA